CAGAAACAAACGUACCCAGAAGCGCUACAUGGCAUCUUGCCCGAGGCCUCAUCCCCUUCAUCCGCAAGGUAACAAAGAACGAAAGCUGCCUCAGUUGCGUCGCACCCCCAUCUUCCUGGUGACUAUCUACUUCCAUUCCCUUCUCACCUUCCACUCCAUUCCAUUCCCUCAAGCUUAACAAAAGAGAUAGAAUGGCUUCCUACUCUCGUUUCUCUCUCCCUCUUCUCAUCUCUCAUCCGCCCCCUAAAAGGUCGUCUUUUCACAGAUUCCUUUCGUUGUCACCGACGGUUCUUUCGGCAUCAAAGCAGUGCGGACUCCAGCAUGCACUUUCGAGAACGGAAAAUGGUUGGCGAGGCUUCCUGCGCAAUGGGAGUCCAGAAAUAGUGGUGCCAAGAUCGGUGCCAGUUCGUGUUGCGCACGAGCUUCUUCAAGCUGGUCAUCGGUAUCUGGACGUCAGGACGGCGGAUGAGUUCAAUGCCGGACAUGCAGUGGGUGCUAAAAACAUCCCUUACGUGUUCAAGGUUGGGUCAGGGUUCGCAUUUUACACAGUUGUUGGAGCAAGUCAUUUAGCAGCUUACUUAUUGGGGAUUAGGAAAAAUCCUAACUUCUUGAAGGAAGUGUUACAAGUUUUUGAGGAGGAUGAUGAGAUAAUCAUUGGAUGCGAGAGUGGGAGAAGAUCGCUCAUGGCUGCAGCUGAACUAUCCUCUGCUGGUUUUACAGGCAUUACAGACAUUGGAGGUGGUUAUUCAGCAUGGCUACAGAAUGGACUCCCAACCGAGCAGUGAAAAUGAUCUGGCUGGGACAUUUAGAGGUGUAUGUGUUUCCAUGGUGGAAAAAUGAGACAUGACGGCAGCUUCCUAAUAAUGGUUUUGGGCACAAAUACUUCAACCUGUCAUCAUCCCAUUUUUCCUCCUAAUGGUAGUUAGCCUCUUUCGCAGAAAGAAAAUUAUAUAUUAGCAGCUAAUAAUCAGCAAGCAGAUGUCUGUAUAGGUUGGAAGUACAUAUGCAUGAAGAAAUUCUUUGUGCUAUAAUAAAUUUCUUGAAGCUAUUUAGAAAGCGAGCAAGGAGAUAGAUUAAGCACCAGAGGACCACGAUUAAUGAGAAGCCACUUUAUCCUCGAUUACGACCAGA
Molecule: messenger RNA, 1131 nt
Organism: Phoenix dactylifera (date palm)
Lineage: Eukaryota; Viridiplantae; Streptophyta; Magnoliopsida; Arecales; Arecaceae
Source: RefSeq, a predicted model, not a curated record